CGCCGGCGCAGGUGCGGAGAGGUGCAGAGCGGGGCAGGUGGCACCAACAGCGCGUCCCUCAGGCCUCGAGCGCACGCAUUCCAGCGGCCACCCAGACCAUGCUCCGCUGACUGGGCGCCCAAGCUGCAGUCGCCCUCUGUGUGCAGGCAGCAGCUGCCUGGCAACCCCCGAGCCCGCUCGCGCUGCCAGCAUCGCAGAACCAGGGCCAGGUGUCCUAGUGGCUGUGGCCAAGCCAGGCAUUCUGACCGGCGGCGGCUGCACAGGAGCGAGAACUGAGAACCCGCCGCUCAACCCCACACAGGGUGACUGCUGAGGGCCCAUACCAACAGCCCCGAUCUCCCUCAGGUGGAGGACUGGGCGGGAGGCACAGCCUGGGGGCCCUCAGGCUGGGCGCGCUGGCAAUCCCGAGGCCGACCAGGCCAUGCACCUCCAGCCCGCCUGGGCACCCAAGCUGCAGCCGCCUUCUUUGUGCAGGCAGCAACCUCCAGGCAACUCCCGAGUCCGCCCUCACUUCCCACAUCUCGGAACGAGGGCCAGAUGUCCCUGUGGCUGCGGCCAAGCCAGGCGGUCUGCCCUGCAGCAGCUGCACGGGGGCGGGAACCGGCCCUCAGCCCUAUCCCCCGUGGCUGCAGAGGGCCCUUGGCUAGAGGUGUCGAGCUCUGGCAGAGGAGGAGCCGGGCGGGGGCAGGGUCUGGCGGGCUCUCAGGCCAGGGGCACUCGCGAUCCAGAGGCCGCCCAGGCCAUGCUCCACCACCUGGGCGCCCAGCUACAGGCGCCAGGCAACUCCCAAGCUGGCUGGCGCGCCCAGCCUCGCAGACCCGGGUCUGGAUGUCGCCGUGGCUGCGGCCAAGCCAGGCGGUCUGCCCGGCGGCGGCUGCACCCGGGCAGGAACCGACCAUCAGCCCCAUCCCCGGUGGCUGCAGACGGCCCCUGGAGCGGCCCCGACCUCUCUUCCGAGGAGAAGAGGGGCGGGAGACAUGGCCAGGCAGGCCCUCAGGUGGGAAGUGAUGCGCGCCUGCGAUUCCCGGACGUACCGCGCCAGCCCAGGAGAACCCGGAAGCCAGCAGCUCCUGUUUCUCUGUGUGAUUCUGUGAGGAACCACCAAAUUGUUUGCCACGGCAAGUGCAUCAUUUUCUAUUCCUAGCAGCCAGUUCAUGAGGGCUCCAA
This is a messenger RNA of Gorilla gorilla gorilla (western lowland gorilla), 1167 nucleotides long. RefSeq lists its product as uncharacterized. Bases 422 to 1144 code for a protein of 240 amino acids. Lineage: Eukaryota; Metazoa; Chordata; Mammalia; Primates; Hominidae. The transcript has a single exon. The record is from RefSeq and is a predicted model, not a curated record.